AUUGUUUUAAAAUUAUGUUAUAAAAUAGUUUAUUCAACUAUUUUGUAUAUUCAAAAUCAAUAAAUAUUGGUUUUUAAGAACUACCUAUAUGAAAUGAACAGGUUAUGUUUACAAUUAUUUUUUAAAUCAAAAAUGCGUAUAAUUCAAAAAAUUUAGUGAUUUUCCAUCACGAAAUUGAAAGUUAAACAAGAAAACAACAAAAUGUAUGAUUAUGACAUAGAUAAUGAUCCAGGAAAUACAUAUUUGGGAUUAUCAGCAAAGCAAUGGCGUGGAAUUUUCAAAUUCUGCGGAGGAAUAUUUGUGUUUAUUUUCACACUGGCUAUAAUAAUAUACGUCUAUUUUGGCUCAACAGAACACAUAUCCGUAGUGUAUAUCGAGAAUAAUAAACCUGCAUUGUUCACCACUGAGAAAGAGUUUUUAAGCUUUGCUUUGGACACUAGCUUGAUAGCACGGGGUUUAGAUCUAUACAACUUUACAAGUCCUAAGUUUAUAAAAAUGUUAAAACAUUUGGAGCCAGCUUAUUUUCGGAUAGGGGGGACAGAGCAGGAUAGAUUACACUUCAAUCCUCAUAAAGUUCCAUUAAAUUUGCAAGAAUAUGAAGUUCAACAAGAUGGGGACCAUUGUGCUUAUGAUGAGGCUAUGUGUAUUAUACAUGUAGCAAGUAGACCUAAUUUUACCAUGACUGGUAGUGACUGGUUACUUAUAAAUAAUAUAGCGAGAAAAGCGAAUUUAAAGCUGAUUUUUGGCUUAAAUUCACUGAUAAGAAAGACAGAUGGAUCCUGGGAUUCAAAAAAUGCACAAAAACUUAUUCUUUUCUCGAAAAACAACCGUUUUAAUGUUAACUGGGAAUUAGGAAAUGAACCCAAUGCAUUUUAUCAUCAAUUUUUCUACAGCGUAAAUGCGACACAGAUGGCUAAAGAUUUUGCAAAGUUGAAAAAUAUUUUGAAUGGAUAUAAAAUGUAUAAAAAAUCUUUGCUACUCGGUCCAGAUGUAACCAGACCUAGAAAAAAUCACCAGGAAAGCAUGAAAUAUUUGAAUGAAUUUUUGGGAAACAAAGAUUCAGAUGUUGUGGAUGCUAUAACAUGGCACCAAUACUAUUUAGAUGGUCACAAUGCAAACCCAAACGAAUUUUUGGACACAGAAAUCCUAGACCUGCUUUCAGAAGAAAUAGACACUAUUAAAAAAAUUCGUGAAGAUUCAGGUGUUGAGCACAAACAAAUCUGGUUGGGUGAGACGUCCUCAGCUUACGGUGGUGGCGCUAGUGGCAUGUCCGAUAAAUAUAUAGCACUUUUCAUGUGGGCAGAUAAGCUGGGUAUAUCUGCCAAAAAGGGAAUCAGUGUGGUCAUAAGGCAGUCAAUUUUCGAAGGUCAUUACGCUUUGCUUGACGAUGAUUUCGAUCCAAAUCCGGUAAAAUUAGUUUUUUUCUUUUACUUUCCAAAGAAAAUGGCCUCUAUAGGGAGCAACAAGCCAAUCAGAGCUCUUCUACUUACAUUUAAUGAUUUCUAAAAAAUCAGCUUGGAUAAAUUUAAAGAAAUGUGUUUUAUUUUUUUAUUUAAGGAUUGGUGGUUUAGUGUUUUAUAUAAACAAUUAGUCAGUCCAGUUGUGGUUCAAUCGAAAAUAGUGACUGAUAGUAAUAUAAGGCUGUACACACACUGUACUUUGCCUGGGGGAAAUUAUAAUAAAGGGUCACUUACAGUUUUUGGAAUGAAUAUAGGACACCUAGAUCAGAAAAUCAGAAUUGAAGGCAUUAAUGAUAAUGAAAACACAGUAUAUGUGUAUGAGCUUUCUACAAAUUUUAUAUUUUCACAGUACAUAUUAUUGAACGACUAUGUGCUAAAUUUGACUGAUGGUUUCAAUUUGCCCACUUUCAAACCAAACAUAUUAAAGUUAAGGCCAUUUCUCACAAUAAAACCCUUUACUGUGGUAUUUUUUGUUGUUCCCAAUGCCGAAGUACAAGCCUGUUCAGAUUUAUAGAAAAACAUCUUUUUAAAAUUUUACAUUUUUAAUGAAUAUAGUGUGUAUUUAUUUGUAUAUUUGUUUUUUUAAGGCUGUAUUAUUUUA
Molecule: messenger RNA, 2061 nt
Organism: Brassicogethes aeneus
Lineage: Eukaryota; Metazoa; Arthropoda; Insecta; Coleoptera; Nitidulidae
Source: the annotation of a GenBank genome assembly